CUCUGUGCUCUCCUGCUUCAGUGGUCAUUGGCGUGUGGUGUGUUGGCUGUGCGCGCACUGCUAUUUGCUUUUUUUUAAACAGUGAAAGGGCUUUAUCACCUGUUUGGAAGAAGUAUCUCAGAGUAUGGCGUUAAACCUUAUCAUCAACACAAGCAAUCCGCCUCUCGGGGCACUUCUGGCAGCAGAACAUGUGAAGGCCAGUGUGCAGGUAUCAGUGGAGGAAGGCAAAGACACCCAGCUUCAUGUCUCAGAUACAGUCAAGUUCAAUGAUGCCAACUCUAUCAGUCGGUACUUGGCUCGGGUGGCUCCCGCGCUUGGCCUUUAUGGGGCCAACACGAUGGAGCAGACUGAGGUCGACCACUGGUUGGAGUUCAGCGCUCGCCGUCUGUGUGGUCAGCGGGGUUUGACUGUGGCACUGGGUGAACUGGAUAAAGCCCUUUCACUGCGGACCUUCCUGGUUGGACAUUCUGUCACCCUGGCUGACCUUUCUGUCUGGGCGGCCCUCAAAGCUCAUGAGGAGUGGCUGAACCAAGGCAAAUCCUUUGUCCAUGUCAGUCGCUGGUUCUCUUUCCUGAGCUCGCAGGUUCCCUUUUCUGCUGUUGGCAACAAGUAUACUGUGAAGAAAGUUCCAAUGAACAAAUCAAGUUCAGAAGAGAAGAAACAGGAUGUUGGCAAGUUUGUGGAGUUGCCGGGAGCUGAGAUGGGCAAGGUGGUGGUUCGAUUCCCCCCUGAGGCCAGCGGAUACCUGCACAUCGGGCAUGCCAAGGCUGCCCUCCUCAACCAGCACUACCAGCUCACAUUUAAAGGAAAGCUCAUCAUGCGAUUUGAUGACACCAACCCUGAGAAGGAAAAGGAGGACUUUGAGAAGGUGAUCCUGGAAGAUGUUGCCAUGCUCCAGAUCCAUCCAGACCAGUUCACCUACACCAGCGACCACUUCCCUACCAUAAUGCGAUUCGGUGAACAGCUGUUAGCUGAGGGCAAGGCCUACAUCGACAACACGCCUCCUGAGCAGAUGAAGCAGGAGAGGGAGCAGCGCGCUGAGUCCAAAUGCAGAAAUAACACGGUGGAACAGAACAUGAAGAUGUGGUCUGAGAUGAAAGCUGGGACAGAGUAUGGUCAGACCUGCUGCAUGAGGGCCAAGAUUGAUAUGAGCUCCAACAACGGCUGCAUGAGAGACCCCACCCUCUUCCGCUGCAAGAACUCUCCCCACCCUCGCACUGGAAACACAUACAAAGUCUACCCAACAUAUGACUUUGCCUGUCCCAUCGUGGACAGCCUGGAGGGUGUGACCCACGCCCUUAGGACCACUGAGUACCAUGAUCGUGAUGAGCAGUUCUACUGGAUAAUCGAGGCCCUACGCCUCAGGAAGCCUUACAUCUGGGAGUACGCCAGACUCAACCUCAACAACACAGUGCUGUCCAAGAGGAAGCUCACCUGGUUUGUCGACCAGGGAUACGUCGAUGGAUGGGAUGACCCUCGCUUCCCCACUGUCAGAGGAGUCCUGAGGAGAGGAAUGACUGUUGAGGGUCUGAAACAGUUCAUAGCUGCCCAGGGUGGAUCCAGGUCAGUGGUGAACAUGGAGUGGGACAAGAUCUGGGCCUUCAACAAGAAGGUUAUUGACCCAGUAGCUCCCAGGUACACAGCUCUGUCCAGCUCCUAUGUGGUUCCUGUUUCCGUCCCAGAGGCUACAGAGGAGGUCAAAGAAGUGGCCAAACAUCCUAAGAACGCAGACGUGGGCAUGAAGAAGGUUUGGUAUGGACCUCGAGUUCUGGUUGAAGGAGCCGAUGCUGAAACGUUUUCAGAGGGCGAGAUGGUUACCUUCAUCAACUGGGGCAACCUCAUCAUCACCAAGAUCAACAAAGGGGCUGACGGUAAGGUCGUGUCCAUGGAGGCUCGUCUGAACCUGGACAACAAGGACUACAAGAAGACCACAAAGAUCACAUGGCUUGCUGACACAAACAGUGCCCCCCCACUGCCCACCAUCUGCAUCAACUACCAGCCUCUCAUUUCCAAAGCCGUCAUCACCAAGGACGAUGACUUCAAAGACUACAUUAAUAAAAACAGCAAGUCAGAGGAGAGGAUGCUUGGAGAUCCUUGUCUGAAAAACCUGAAGAAAGGAGACAUCAUCCAGCUCCAGAGACGGGGCUUCUACAUCUGUGACCAGCCCUAUGAGCCAGUCAGUCCUAACAGCUGUAAGGAUUGUCCUUGUGUCCUCCUCUACAUUCCUGAUGGACAUGUCAAGGAGAUGCCAACUGCUGGAUCCAAGGAGAAGAGCAAGAGCCAGGCCUCCAGCACCAAACCUGCUGCCCCAGCAAAGGCUACCUCAACCUCUGCCCCAGCAUCUGACUCAGCCUCAGCUGGUGACUUGUUCUCCAGCAUUGUAGCACAAGGUGAAACUGUCCGCCAGCUGAAGGCCUCCAAGGCUCCUAAAGACCAGGUGGACCAGGCAGUUCAGCAGCUGCUUUCCCUGAAGGCACAGUUCAAGCAGAAGACAGGUAUGGACUACAAGCCAGGCAUGACUCCUCCCACUUCUGCUCCAGCCCCAGCCCCCACAGCAACAGACUCCUCCUCUUGCCCAUUUACUCGCGUUGUCGAGCAGGGUGAGCUGGUCAGGAAACUAAAGGCAGAGCAGGCACCUAAGGACCAGAUUGACGUAGCAGUGAAGCAGCUCCUCGCUCUCAAGGCGGAGUUUAAAAAGCUGACCGGUCAGGAUUACAAACCAGGGAUGUCCCCUUCCACUCCUGCCUCCUCUGCUCUGUCUCCUGCAACUUCCUCCUCCUCCUCCUCCUCCUCCUCCUCUCCUCCUCCUCCUUCUGGCCUGUAUGAACGUGUUGCCCAACAGGGGGAGGUUGUGAGGAAACUGAAGUCUGAGAAAGCCCCCAAGGACCAGAUUGAUGCAGCAGUGAAACAGCUUCUCGCCCUGAAGGCAGAGUACAAACAGGUCACAGGCCAGGAGUACAAGCCUGGAGUGGCCCCAGUCCAGAAAGCCCCCGUCUCAGUCCAGAACAGCCCCAGCCCUGCCCCUGCUGCCUCCGGCCUCCACGAAAGGGUUGCUGAGCAGGGAGAAGUGGUCAGGAAACUGAAGGCUCAAAAGGCCUCCAAGGAUCAGAUAGAUGCUGCAGUGAAGCAGCUGUUGAAUCUGAAGGCAGAGUAUAAACAACAGACCGGACAGGAUUACAAACCAGAAAUGCAAGCCCCAUGUAGCCCAGUCCAGACCAGCUCGUCAUCGACUCAGUCCAGCUCCUCACCACAGGCCCAGAAACUGUUCUCACAGGUGGCCCAACAGGGGGAGCUGGUGAGGAAGUUGAAGUCAGAGAAAGCCCCCAAGGACCAGGUAGAUGAAGCUGUGAAGACUCUCCUGGACCUGAAGACCAAAUACAAGACACUUACUGGAGAGGAUUAUAAACCAGUGGCUGCUGCUGGAGCCACAGGAGGAGAGGACAAAAACCGCAAAGAGAGGGAGAACAAGUCUGAGAAACAAGGAGGAGGAGGGAAGAAGGGGAAAGGAGACAAAGCCAGCCAGGGCAAGGAUGCCUCAGGAGGAGCAGGAGGUGCAGGAGAGGGUCAAGGACCCAAGAAACAAACACGGUUGGGUUUGGAGGCCAAGAAAGAGGAGAACCUGGCUGACUGGUACUCUCAGGUCAUCACUAAAGCAGAGAUGAUUGAGUACUACGAUGUCAGUGGCUGCUAUGUGCUGCGGCCCUGGUCCUUCGCCAUCUGGGAGGCCAUUAAAGAAUUCUUUGACCGGGAGAUUAAGAAACUGGGUGUGGAGAACUGCUACUUCCCCAUGUUUGUCUCUCAGGCUGCCCUGGAGAAGGAAAAGUCCCAUAUUGAAGACUUUGCUCCAGAGGUUGCCUGGGUAACCCGGUCAGGAAAGACUGAGCUGGCCGAGCCCAUUGCUGUCAGACCCACCAGUGAGACAGUGAUGUACCCUGCCUAUGCUAAAUGGGUCCAGUCCCACAGAGACCUGCCAAUCAAACUCAACCAGUGGUGUAAUGUUGUGAGAUGGGAGUUCAAACAUCCCCAGCCCUUCCUGAGGACAAGGGAGUUCUUAUGGCAGGAGGGACAUACGGCCUUUGCUACCAAAGAGGAGGCAGCUGAGGAGGUGCUUCAGAUUCUGGAUCUGUACGCCAGGGUGUAUGAGGAGCUGAUGGCGAUCCCCGUAGUGAAGGGGAGGAAGACGGAGAAAGAGAAGUUUGCAGGUGGAGAUUACACUACCACUGUGGAGGCGUUCAUCUCUGCCAGCGGCAGAGCCAUUCAGGGUGCAACAUCCCACCAUCUUGGUCAGAACUUCUCCAAGAUGUUUGAGAUUGUGUUUGAGGAUCCAAAGAGGCCGGGUGAGAAACAGCUGGCUUUCCAGAACUCCUGGGGAAUCACUACCAGGACCAUUGGUGUCCUCACUAUGGUCCACGGUGACAACAUGGGUCUUGUACUGCCACCCAGAGUGGCCUGUCUGCAGGUUGUCAUCAUCCCAUGUGGGAUCACUGCCUCCCUGCCAGAGCAGGAGAAAGAGGCACUAUUGACCCAGUGCUCUAAAUAUAUGAGCAGGCUGCUGGAUGCUGGUAUCAGGGUGAAAACUGACGUCCGAGACAACUACUCCCCAGGGUGGAAGUUCAACCACUGGGAACUCAAGGGAGUUCCUAUCCGUCUGGAAGUGGGUCCUAAAGACAUGCAGCAGCGUCAGUGUGUUGCUGUGAGGAGAGACUCGGGUGUGAAGGUGACAGUUCCAGAAGCUGAGGUGGAGAAGAUGCUGCUUGCCAUGUUGGAGGACAUCCAGACCAGCCUGUAUAAUAAAGCUUCAGAUGACCUGAAGAAAAACAUGGUGGCUGCAGACACAAUGGAACAGUUCCAGAAAGAGUUGGAUCAGGGCAAGAUUGUCCAGAUCCCCUUCUGUGGAGGAAUUCAGUGCGAGGAUUGGAUCAAGAAAACCACUGCCAAGGACCAGGACCUGGAGCCUGGAGCUCCUUCCAUGGGAGCGAAGAGCCUCUGUAUCCCUUUCUCCCCCCUGAAGACACUACAGCCUGGUCAGAUGUGUGUCAGUGGCAAAGAGCCUGCCCAGUACUACACCCUGUUUGGACGCAGUUACUAAAGACCUGCUCUACUGGAGCAUGAGGAUCAAUGUCAAAAAGGGCUUCUCUUCCUUUCAUCUAGUUCUUCUCUGAUCUCUUGUAGGUGUCUAUGGUAAUAGGAGUACGGAGGUGAAUGGGCUGUGGUCUUAAGAAUAUGUUAUCUCUGUUAGUUUUUUUUAACAUAUGUUAACAUUGCUAUAAUGUAUCUGAACGUGAAGGUGAGGGAAUCUGUUUUCUACUUCUGUUACUCUUAUUGUUCCGUUAUGAGAGAAAAUGUUUGUAGAAUUGUUCCUCUCCUCCGUGGCUGUUUACUCUUUAAAUACCAAUUCAAAAGAACACCCACUGUCCAGCAGGGCUUUGCAUUAGAACAGGAAGCACUACUAGACACGUGGCAAAUAUUCAGCUUGGCAGGUAUUGAAUCAUCUUGUGGUUCUUUAAAAACACGUGAGGAGCAAGUAAAAUGGUAAAAGCAAGUGGUAUAUUAUGGAAACAACUUUUGAUCUGAUACUCUUUUUUUUUUUUUUUUUUUUACUGCCAAGAAAAAAACUCCAAUUUAGUUAGAUUUAUUCAGGUUUCUGUCAACAUUUAUGAAUUUAGAAAGUUUGGACCUUUUCUAAUCCUGGGAAACUCCUGAAAACAUGUACGGAUGAGAGAAAUGACUGGGGAAAAGUCCUCUUUGCCUGUCAGCAGUCCCAUGUCUUGCAGCCAAACUGUCUCAGGAACUCUGCAGGUACUCAGGCUUGUAGCUGGCGUGUUACUGUCACAGCUUUAUCAGCCCUCCUCACUUUGUACUUGUUACAGUAACUGGCUUGUGGUUCACAGAUCAGAUCUGCCAGAGCUAAAUGACAAAAUCUCUUAUGAACUGUGUAUGGUUAAUAACCUAUAAUAUCUUUCUGUCGCUUCUCUCUCAUUAAAUAACUCUACAGCUUAUCUAUAAUAAAGUAAUUUCCAUGGACAUCUA
This is a messenger RNA of Scatophagus argus, 6030 nucleotides long. It is a transcript of the gene eprs1, whose product is annotated as glutamyl-prolyl-tRNA synthetase 1. The record is from RefSeq and is a predicted model, not a curated record. NCBI's taxonomy places the organism in Eukaryota, Metazoa, Chordata, Actinopteri, Scatophagidae. Gene Ontology annotation, cellular component: cytoplasm; aminoacyl-tRNA synthetase multienzyme complex. Gene Ontology annotation, molecular function: proline-tRNA ligase activity; glutamate-tRNA ligase activity; ATP binding. The coding region runs from base 125 to 5089 and encodes 1654 amino acids. Gene Ontology annotation, biological process: prolyl-tRNA aminoacylation; glutamyl-tRNA aminoacylation; translation. The transcript is spliced from 35 exons.